Molecule: messenger RNA, 1242 nt
Organism: Caenorhabditis briggsae
Lineage: Eukaryota; Metazoa; Nematoda; Chromadorea; Rhabditida; Rhabditidae
Exons: 6
Coding region: 1-1242 (413 amino acids)
Biological process (GO): regulation of transcription by RNA polymerase II
Cellular component (GO): chromosome
Molecular function (GO): chromatin insulator sequence binding
Source: RefSeq, a predicted model, not a curated record
AUGCACAACACCCUUUUUAAACGCUGGGACUUAUUCGAGAAGAACAUCGACUACAGCAAAGACGAGAAAAAGAAACAGUUCGGACAGAGCCAGCUCUCUGGAGUGGGUCAGAUUCUCGAGGAUCUCCGCAUGCAGCAUCGGCCAUCACCGAAAGAGCACAUCGUUCUUGAUGGCCUUGGCUUACGCUAUCGAGAUCCUUUCAAAUUCCCGAUUAGCCGUAUGCAUGAAGUGCAGACCAAGUUGAUCGCACGUGACGGAGAGGAGCUUCCGGAAAUGGAAAUGCCUGCUGAUAUUCGUGUAGCGAGAAAGAUGAUUCGCCAGAAGAUGAUCCGAUGCAAGAAGUGCAAAACUCGUUUCCUUGAGAAGAAUCUCUAUAAGCGACAUCUUCGAGACAAACAUCCCAAGCUCUACGAUUUGUUCAUCGAGCAGCAGAGUGAAGAAUGUGAAGCUCAAAAACAGGCAGAAAGGGAUCACCAACUUUUUGAUGAGAUGAAAACUGGGUCAUUCAUUCCACCAGAAGAUGCUGUUGUCGAGUUGCUUGGCAACCCUAAUUAUAUUCCGCUUCCGGGAGAGGGGAAACCAAAGCCAUGGGAGAACACUCUGCAAAAUAGAAUCAGACAAUUGAAGCGACCUAGUAUCAAGAAGGUGUCACCACAGUCCCCAUUUUGUGACAUGCGUUUCAGAUAUGAGAUUUCGUUAAAGAGACAUUUUGUGAAGAAGCAUCCUGUUAUUGGAGACUUCAAACGAUGUCUGAAAUGUUUCACUACCUAUGUCUGUUUUGACUGCACUCCUGUUAAAAACAUGGUCACCGAACAACGCCUCUUCAAACAUCGUAGCAAAUUCCAUCGUGGUGCGAAUUCAGGAUUCUCCUGCAAAGAAUGCCUAAAACGAUUUUUGACACCACGAAAACUUCGGAAGCAUAUGAAAAUGUCUCAUGUCUUCACAACCACAUAUCAGUGUCAUUUUUGCGAUGAGCUUUUCAUUAAUGAAACUGCGCGUUAUACCCACGAGAGAAUUCACACGGGAAUUAUCAAGUUCGAAUGUCAAAUCUGCGAUUAUCGUGCUAAUAGAUAUAGUGACAUGGAGCGUACAUCGAGUCUCCUCGCUUGUGGAUGCUCUUCAAAGGCGAGUGAUACGUCACCACAGCUGCUUCCUUUUUCGGAAAUAGCCGAUGCUCCUACCACGCCUUCCCUUUGCUCCCCUUUGCUCUUCCAUGCUCUUCAAUUUCAUUUUAUUAGAUAA